This is a messenger RNA of Oncorhynchus nerka (sockeye salmon), 6366 nucleotides long. Its product is annotated as G-protein-signaling modulator 1-like. The transcript has 14 exons. NCBI's taxonomy places the organism in Eukaryota, Metazoa, Chordata, Actinopteri, Salmoniformes, Salmonidae. Gene Ontology annotation, biological process: establishment of mitotic spindle orientation. Gene Ontology annotation, molecular function: GDP-dissociation inhibitor activity; G-protein alpha-subunit binding. The record is from RefSeq and is a predicted model, not a curated record. The coding region runs from base 692 to 2755 and encodes 687 amino acids. Gene Ontology annotation, cellular component: cell cortex.
UUACAGCACUCAGUCACUCAGUGCUGGUUGAGAGAUGAACCAUAAAAUACUACCUAGGCAGGGCAACACUAUACAGUCAUUUACUGACUCACCUGUUAACCUGCCUCUUACAGUGCUUCUGAAUUUGACUUUUGUGGAUAUCCAUAGACAUCUGCGGUGUUGGAAGGAGUAACUUUGUGCUUUGUUAGGAGUUUAUGGCUUCAAAUUUGAAGGUUUUUUGGGAUCCUUGUCAUUGUUCGGAUCGCUUCAGAGGUUCGUCAUUAGUUAUUGGGCAGCAUUUGAGGACACCUGAGGAACAAAUGUUAUCCUUUGCUUUAAAGCGUGCAUCGUAUCUCCAAUGGGUUUCUGUCCCAGUGGUCUGGCUGCACUGUUGCUUACAUUGGCGCAUUCGACUACUGGAAUAAUCAAUUGAAUCUGACGUGGCUGUUGGACAUCUGCUUGCAUAUUGACUUAUCGGGAACACAGAAAGCCAUCUCAAACCUUUUUUGUUGUGUGUGUGUGUGUGUGUCCUGGUUGGAGCAGAGUAUUGCUAUGUUUUUCUCCUGGAUUCUCUAGCAGAACUCUAGGGUAGUACAUUAGCAUAUGUGACAUUUUGCAUUCACGUUCACCUCCACCCUAAAGUUGAACCUCACGACACAUAUCCCUUAGGCUAAGGAGGGCCUUUCAGUGCCUUAAGUUGACCUGGUACCCCAUGUCGUCUGACUCUGGCCAUCUCACCGGGGCCCAGAGCGCUGUGUGCAGGCUGGUCCACCGGGGCCCCAGACCGCGGGCCCUGCUGAGGCCCAUAAGGCUGGAGCUGGGGGUGUAUGUGGAGAAGACCUGCACUAAACAGAAACACAGGAUGGAGGCUUCGUGUCUGGAGUUGGCGCUGGAGGGAGAGAGGCUGUGUAAGGCGGGGGACUUUAAAGGCGGGACAGCGUUUUUCGAGGCGUCUGUGCAGGUGGGAACAGAAGACCUGAAGACCCUCAGUGCCAUCUACAGCCAGCUGGGCAAUGCCUACUUCUACCUGAAGGAAUACGGCAAGGCCCUGGAGUACCAUAGACACGACCUCACUCUGGCCAGGACAAUAGGGGACAGGAUAGGGGAAGGGAAAGCCAGCGGUAACCUUGGAAACACGCUGAAGGUUUUGGGCCGCUUCGACGAGGCAGCAGUGUGCUGUCAGAGACACCUGGACAUCUCUCAAGAGCAAGGGGACAAGGUGGGAGAGGCCAGGGCUCUGUAUAAUAUAGGGAACGUGUACCAUGCCAAGGGAAAGCAGCAGUUAUGGGGCUGUACCCAGGACCCUGGGGACCUCCCACCAGACGUCAGAGAUACACUGCAAAGGGCUACUGGCUUCUACGAGUUGAACCUGUGUCUGGUCAAAGAGCUGGGGGACAGAGCCGCUCAGGGGAGAGCCUUCGGUAACCUAGGCAACACGCACUACUUGUUGGGAAAUUUUGUGGAGGCCAUCAAAUUCCACAGACAGAGACUUUCCAUUGCCAAGGAGUUCGGUGACAAAGCAGCAGAACGUAGAGCCUAUAGUAACCUUGGCAAUGCUCUGAUUUUCCUGGGCCAGUUCAACACUGCCACGGAGUACUACAGGAAAACUCUGCAGCUGUCUCGUCAGUUAAAGGACCAGGUGAUGGAGGCUCAGGCGUGUUACAGCCUGGGGAACACCUACACUUUGCUGCAGCAGUACGAGAGAGCCAUAGACUACCAUCUCAAACACCUCCUCAUAGCCCAGGAGCUCACUGACAGGGUUGGAGAGGGCCGUGCCUGCUGGAGUCUGGGAAAUGCCUAUGUGUCUUUAGGGAAUCAUCGCCAGGCCCUGCACUAUGCCCGCAAACACCUGGAUAUCUCCAGAGAGAUUGGGGACAGGAAUGGCGAGUUGACUGCCAGGAUGAAUGUGGAGCAGCUGAUGGAGGCUCUGGGGGUCAACGAGAGUGACCUUUCACCCUGCGGGUCAGAGUUUGAGGUGCAAGGAGCCAGACCCAAAAUUACCAAGAGAAACAGUAUGGACAGUGUCGAACUGUGGAAGUACUCGUCAGAUAAGAAUGGAGACAGCCAGGAAUUGGACAGUAUAUCUCGGAGAUCCAAGAGUCAGCAGUCUCAGCCAAGUAGAGGGAAGGGCUACCCCGACAGCCAGUCCUCAGAUGAGAGGCAGUGGUUUGACUCCCCUGUGGACACCGAUGAAAUCACAGUCCAAGUCCCGCCUCCGAAGCUAAGUCGUGACCCCUCUGAUGAGGACUGCUUCUUCGACCUCCUCAGCAAGUUUCAGAGCAGCCGCAUGGACGACCAGCGCUGCCACCUUGACGACCCGAAUGUAGAGAACGGAGAAAACGGCGAGAAUGGAGGGGCUGUCUCUCUUAAUGAAAUGCUAGAUCCAGCGCUCAUCACCUCGCCCCAGACAGAGGAGCUGUUUGACCUGAUCGUCAGCUCCCAGAGCCGUCGCCUGGAUGACCAGCGGGUCAGCGUCAGCAACCUGCCCGGCCUCAGGAUCACCAAUAACAACCUGGGCCACCUGUGUGUUGACACAGACCCCCAGGAGCCCAGCGAUGACUUCUUCAACAUGCUUAUCAAGUGCCAAUCCUCCAGGAUUGAUGACCAGCGGUGCUCCCCGCCAGAAGGGGGACCCCGGGCCCCCACGGUGCCUGACGAGGACUUCUUCAGUCUGAUCCAGAGAGCACAGGCCAAGCGCAUGGACGAGCAGCGGGUCCACCUCCCCUCAGAAGAACAGGACGGGCCCGACUCCGACCCAUCCGGGGACUCCAGCUAGGGGCCCAAGCAAUCAGCCCUGGGGGCAGGGUUUGAGACUGUGACCAUUUGACUUGGCAAUGCAAAACCUAUUUUUAAUUGGUCACUAGGGUGUCAGUGAAAAUGUUUUGCUUGUCAUCUUAGUUUUUGGUUCACAGUUAGCUUUUUUUCUAUUAUCAAGAUUUAUUCUAAUAGCAGUGGGCAGCAACAAUGGGUAUGCAAACAAUGGGUAUGCGAUGUGCAAUUCGGUCAUCAUCCACUGUUUGAAUGAACGUGUCUAAAGGUUUUCCUAAAAACACCUUUCCAAUUAACUGUUGACUGGAAAGUAGGACUAUCUGACAGAAUGUGGGGCGGCAGGUAGCCUAGUGGUUAGAGCGUUGGACUAGCAACCGAAAGGUUGCAAGAUCAAAUCCCCAAGCUGACAAGGUAAAAAUCUGGUGUUCUGCCCCUGAACAAGGCCUGUUCCUAGGCCAUCAUUGAAAAUAAGAAUUUGUUCUUAACUGACUUGCCUAGUAAAAAAAAUAAAAAUGAUAUAAUGAUUUGUAUCAAUCGCAGAGAAUUUUUCUGCUAACUCUGUCAGUGUAGCCCACAAUAAUUCUCUAAUUAUACUUUUUUUUAUUGUUCCCAGACCUUAAAAUGUGGUCUCCUGAUGUGGUUUAAGCAUUGUUGUGGACUUAAAACAUCCAAGUUGUUGUAGUUUUCCUAUUAAAAACAGUGUGAUUUUGACAGUGAGAACCUGGAAAAAACAAGGAAAACUAUUAAAUUAAACCGGGAAAAAUGAAUUUACCAAAACUAAUUUUAUAGGGCUCUACACCUGUAGACUGACUCUUCAAAAUCACUAACACUAACCAGGUUUCCUUCCAACCUUUUUAUGUGAGUAAAGUACAUGUCGGAUGAGACAUUUCAUGACAGGCCAGAUGUAAACAGCUAAUAUAUCGGUAACCUUUCCAAAUAUUGACAAAACAAAAUACGCAACACAAGGUGUGAUCUUUUUGUGUCUGUAAAAUUAUGUGAGAAAUGGCGGUGGAAACGCCUUUAUGCACAAAUAUAUAUCAAAGUAAACUUGGAGUCACGUGGUGAUAUGUUGUGGGUUGCUCCCACUGCGACUUGGAAAACCAUGCAGUUUAUUAGGCUACAGAUGAAAUAGCUUAUGGGUUGGUGAAAGUGCACAGUAAUGAGCUUGAUGCUCCUAUACAAUACAUAUCGAGGGUGUUAUUCUGGUGACAUGAUGCUUGGCUGCCAUUUGACUAAUAAUCUGCCAUUUGUCUAUAAUAAUCUCAUCAUGUAGGCUAUACCCACACUGUUUCUGCAAGCUGUUGGCUAGAGGGCACGAGCCAAGACCAGAGUGGGCACAUUCGCUAUAUAACUCAAAAACAAAACGUCACAGAACCAUCAGUAGACUUGAAGAUGUGAUGGAAACCCAUUUUUUUUAUUUGGUAACCUCAAAAAUAAUGUGUAUGGGCCGCACAACGCCUUUUAUCCACAUCAAGUCAAUUUGAUGGAAACUCAUCUCUGGUGGGAAAAGUUUUGAGUAUUCGCAUGAAAAUCUGUCGCUAAUUGGAUGGAAACCUAGCUAUUAACACAAUGUUUGAGAUUUUGCAAAGGUUUUAUUUUCCCCUCCAAACAAUCAAUGUUAAUAUGAUGUUGUCAAGUUAAAAUGGAAUUAUUUCUGUAUGGAGGGUAGGACAUUAUAAGCUACUUGCUCAGCGUGCAUCAUUGCUCAGCGUGCAUCAUCCGCUUUACCAGGACAGUAUUCUUUUCAUUGGAGCCAGUAGCUCCCAGUUGGCACUGGCCCGGUGUGUCACUGGCAAAUUUACCUGAAUGUCAAGCCCUGCCCAAGGCAUGCUAAUUUACCAGAUGGCUUUUCAUUACUUGCCUGGUUCUGUAUGGAAUGCAGCUACAUUAUAAGUCACAGGUGAGGUCAUUAUCAUGGGGUGUGAUCAAAUCAUGUACUGGUGCCAUCAACUGGUCUGCAACCCUGCCUGGGCCACCACUCGAGGAGAUCCUUGAAGGGAUAGGUGUGCAAUAGGUGGCACCCUUUCAGCUGUCGUGAAUCUGUUUAGAUUUGAAAGGUGUACAAAUCCAAAUUCUAGGAGAAAUCUAUGUGAAUUAAGUGUUUCGCUAGGGUUUGAGACGCCAACAAGAUAUUUACUGUACCCCAUCUAACUGCCUUAAAUCUGUUUGUUUUUUUUUUUUCAAACUCCGAUUGUAUUACUAAGUAUCAGGGGUCUGUGAUUUCAAAGCGUAUAAUGGAGAAGUGUUUGGUCUGAAGGAUGGCGAUGAUUUUGCUGCUGGUAUUUUUGGUGACAACAGUAUUAGCUAUGUCAAAAUUGCAUUCGGUAUUAGACAACAGCUCAAGAGACUUCAGGAAUAAUUAUAAAACAGCACGGUUAGUCAAGGUCUAGUCAUUAUAGAGUUCAUGUCUUCUGGAGUACAAACAGGUUUAAAACCCCAAAAAAUAUAAAUUUCUCAAAAUAAAUGUUACGUUUAAUAGUAUACAAAAUGUCAAGAAUAUAUUGUUUUAGAGAGUUGAAUCAAGCUCAAAUCAAAGUGCAUCUCUUCAUUUAGGCCAUGGAAGUGCCAAUAGUGCAGUAUAUAGGCAGUAUACUGAUUGCAAUCAACAAAUGUCUAAUGGUAACCCCCACAAUGCCAUCAACUUGAUCAACCUUUCUCUGACCAAUGACCUUAGAGCUGACAGUCCAAUGGAUCUGGGACUUUUUUUUUAGGACGGCACAGGAGUAGAUGUAUAGCCUAUCCAUACACAAUCCUGUGUUGCAGGGAUCUCCUUCUACAUUGCCAGAGCUGUUAGUCUUCAGUUUCCAAUUGUCUAGGAGGGGUUAGUUUUAUAUUCUGCUUGUAUACUGUCCCUUUGUGGUGAAACAUGUGUACUACAGCUGUCCUGUGUGUCCUAUUGGAAACGAGACUUUUGUCAUUCCUGAGGUUGAGGAUGUAAUCAUGUGAGCAAGUAUAAUGCUUUUAAGCACUUUUUAUUAUUUCAGUGACAAGCUAUACAUAACUGUACAGUAUAUACUUUGCAUAUUUUUUGCAGAUCAUUUUGUAAAGGAUAGAGUAUAUUUGCAAAAAAUGUUAGUGCCUUUUUGUAUUUCUGUUCCCUUGUGGUUAUCAGAAUGAUCCUGUAGAGUUAUCCUGUAGCAGACCCAGUGGACCAGAGACAGGUGUAUACUGAAGAAUUGAAACAAAAACAGCUUGUAGUAAGAUCUAAACAUACAGUAACGUGUUGCCUAACUGAUGAUCCAUAAUGGACAUUUUUGUUGCUCUUCCUCUUUGGGAAUCCAUUUGUAAAUGUUAGUUUUACCGUGUAGCUCUACUUUGUACCUCAAGAGUCAUGACCCUAUCCCAGAGUGGGCCAUAAACCUAACUCGGGAUGGGUCGUGAUCUAUAUGAUUCAUCUCGACCUCUGUAAUAAGAGGCUUACAAGGUCCCCACUGUUUUCCAAACAGAGCUCAUUUCCUCUAUUUUUCCAUAACUUAUAAGGGUAAACUUGGUCCAGAUCUAUCCGGUACGCUUCUAUUUGUCACUACCAUAUGUACAUAUAUUUUUUUGUAUUUAUGUUCCAUUUGAGGACAUAAAGAUGUCCCUUCUGCUUUUAAUAAAAUAUUGAUUCCAAUGUUU